This is a messenger RNA of Nezara viridula (southern green stink bug), 1606 nucleotides long. Lineage: Eukaryota; Metazoa; Arthropoda; Insecta; Hemiptera; Pentatomidae. The record is from the annotation of a GenBank genome assembly.
AAACUCUCCUAACGAAUGCCUUGAGAUAAUGACCAAUAGUCCACCCCUCAUACAAUCAGUGACAGGAGAUAGUGGAGCUCAAGUUGUCAUCUUCAUGAUUUCGGUUGUGUUGGCUAUUGGCUAUUCGUUCUUCAUAAGUACUAGUGUAACAUUGGCAAAUUUACCAAUUUUCCUAACAUUCAUCAUCAUCAACUGUUUAAGAUUAAAGCCAAGAGAAGCAGACGCUCGGUCUGCCUACCUCACAACCAGAUCGACCAAGGUUGCUACGGAAUAUGUUCAGAGUGUCAAAACUAUCCAAAUACUUAACUGUCAGAAAUAUGUUGUCAACCAGUACCAGGAUAUGCUACUUCGUUCUAAGAAUGUUGUAUUUACUCUAAACUCGGCAUCUGUCUUGACUGGACCUGCCUUAAUCUUGAUAAGCCAGUACCCCGCAGCCAGGCAGGCGAUAAGGCAACUCUACAGAAUCUCCUAUGCUAAAAAUUCUCUUAAUAUAUUGACAGACCAAGGAAUCAAACCAGAAAUAAUUGGAAACAUCUUGUUCAAAGAUAUUACAUUCUCUUAUCCGACAAGGGAAAAAACACAAGUUCUAAAGAAGAUGAACCUCAAGAUCGAAGCAGGGAAGACGAUAGCUCUAGUAGGAGAUUCUGGGUGCGGCAAAUCGACUAUCGUCUCACUUCUUGAGAGGUUCUAUCUUCCCAAUGAAGGGAAAAUUAAACGCGAAGAUUUCUGUAAUCAGUCUGAAUUGCAGAGCGACAACGGAUGCCAUCAAUUUUGUCACCAGGGCUGCUUAGGAAGCCAUUGUGGGAAUGAGGUGAAGAAACUAUUACGGCUUUGCAGACGAUCUGACAAUCGUAGUUCGUCGAAAGCUCUUGGAGCUUAUUAUGCGAACACGACAUUCCUCACCAUUCGUCAAUGGCUUUCAGUGGUAGGCCUCCAGUUGGCACCGAUCAGGGCAGACGUAUGCCAAGUGCAGUCAUAUGCCCAUAAAGCUAUCAUUAUGCAUCGAAAAAGUGUCCCGAGUAUCGCUCGAACUUUUCAUACUGUGUCCUACGAUGCUGUAUGCGACGUCUUGAUCGACGGCAACGACAUCAAUGAUAUAAACGUGAGAUAUUUGCGAAGUCAGAUGGGUCUCGUUUCACAAGAGCCAGUCUUAUUUGAUAUGACAAUAAAGGAAAAUAUUCUUUAUGGUUUAGAAGAAAAGGUUACAAUGGACAAGAUCAUAGAAGCUGCGAAAAUAGCAAACAUCCAUAACUUUAUAAUGAAGCUUCCCCAGGCUUAUGAUACUUCAGUGGGGGAAAGAGGUUCGAAGUUAUCAGGUGGACAAAAGCAGAGGAUCGCCAUUGCUAGAGCUGUUCUCAGGAACCCCAAGAUAUUACUCCUGGACGAAGCUACAUCUGCGUUGGAUACAGAGAAUGAGAAGGCAGUGCAGGAAGCUCUGGAGAACGCCUCUGUCGGUAGGACCACUAUCGUGAUAGCUCACAGACUGUCGACGAUCCGUAAGGCAGACAAGAUAGUGGUCAUCCAGUCCGGUGUGGUAGUUGAGGAAGGGAACCAUGAACAGCUGAUGGAGAGAAGAGGCCACUAUUACCAUCUGCUUAGUAGAUAA